Molecule: messenger RNA, 1871 nt
Organism: Rosa chinensis
Lineage: Eukaryota; Viridiplantae; Streptophyta; Magnoliopsida; Rosales; Rosaceae
Product: pentatricopeptide repeat-containing protein At4g36680, mitochondrial
Exons: 1
Coding region: 83-1471 (462 amino acids)
Molecular function (GO): protein binding
Source: RefSeq, a predicted model, not a curated record
CCCUAAAACCCCAAAACCCCUAAAACCCCUAACAUAAACAAAGCAACACCCUUUCCUUCCAAAACUGCAAAAACCCUUUGACAUGUCCUCCUCCUCCAUUCCAAUCCGCCACCUCCGCCGCCUGUCCACCACCGCCGCUCAAUCGUCCAUCUCCAUUUCCAAGGCCAAGUCAAAGCUCCGGUCAGAACACGACCCGGACAAGGCCCUGGAAAUCUACUCCUCAGUCUCCGAGCACUACUCAUCUCCCACCUCUUCUCGCUAUGCUCAGGACCUCGCCGUCCGCCGCCUCGCCAAGUCCCACCGCUUCGCCGACAUCGAGUCCUUCAUCGAGUCCCACAAAAACGACCCCAAAAUCAAACAAGAGCCGUACCUGUCCACCCUCAUCCGAUCCUACGGCCGAGCAGGCAUGUUCGAGCACGCCUUGAAAACCUAUGACCAAAUGGACCAGUUGGGUACUCCGAGAUCGGCCAUUUCUUUCAAUUCUUUGCUUACUGCUUGCAAUCUUUCAAAACAGUUUGAUAAAGUCCCUCAAUUUUUCGCUGAAAUUCCGAGCAAGUAUGGUGUGUCUCCUGAUAAAGUGUCGUACGGGAUUCUGAUCAAGUCGUUUUGCGAAGCUGGGAAGCCGGAGAAGGCCAUUGAGACGGUGCGGAUGAUGGAGGAGAAGGGCAUUGAGGUAACUGCGGUGACAUUUACAACUAUAUUCAAUGCUUUGUAUAAGAAAGGAAAUGGUGAAGAGGCUGACAAGUUGUGGAAUGAGAUGGUGGAGAAGGGUUGUGAGGUUGAUGUUGCGGCGUAUAAUGUGAAGAUUAUGUAUGCUCAUGUCAAUGGGAGCCCCGAAGAUGUGAAGGCUUUGAUUGAUGAAAUCAUUGGCGCCGGGUUGAAGCCGGAUGCUAUUAGCUACAAUUACUUGAUGACUUGUUAUUGCAGGUGUGGGAUGAUGGAGGAAGCCGAGAAGGUUUACAGGGGGUUGGAGGUGAAUAAGCUUAAUCCUAAUGCGGCCACUUUCAGGACUUUGGUGUUUUAUCUCUGUAAGAAUGAGUAUUUUGAGAAGGCGUACAGGGUUUUCAAGAAGAGUGUGGAGAUGCAUAAGAUACCGGAUUUUAAUACUUUGAAGUUUUUGGCGGAGGGAUUGAUGAAGAAAAAUAUGAGGAAGGAGGCCAAGGGGUUGAUUCGGACAGUUAAGAAGAAGUUUCCUCCUAAUGUUGUGAAUGCCUGGAAGAGGGUGGAGGAGGGUCUUGGUUUGGUCCCUGAAGAACUCGAUGCUUCUUGUGUCCCUCAUGAUGAUGGUGAAGAGGUUACACCAUCAACAACAGGGAUUGGUGGAGAGAACCAAGGAUCUGUAAAUAGAAAGCAGUGGAAGAAGCCCAAGGCUAAGAAGUGGUUUCCUCCUAAUGCUGGGAAUGACCGGAAGAAAGUGAGUACUGUUACUUCUUCGGUCCCUGGUGAUAGUGCUAAAGAGGCUACAGGAUAGGUAUGGAUGGAGUUCUGAUUGGUUGGUCUUGAAUUGACUAUGUUGAUUACUUCAUCUGCCCACCCAGACUGAGCUGAUCUGAUUGAAGUCUUAACAAGGAUGCCUGUUGGUGAUGAAGCAAGUUGGAAGCCAUUUGGAAUUAUAAUGCUGUGAAAGCUCCAAUUUUGGAUUUAGUAUGUUAGUUUUCUUCACUCUACUUGUUUGUCUAUGUGCACUAGCAAGACUCGGGCAGUUGAGUACUAUUUAUGUCUUCUUGUUCUUGCUGUCUGAAUGGUAGUUUACAUUGUAGGGUCCUUGAAACUCUUGCUGUGAAAAUCUAGUUGAGUUUGUCCUACCAUCUAUUGGUGUCAAUUCAGUGGUUUUGUUGGAGAAGAGUAGAGCAUAUGUAUAUGAAUUGCAA